Messenger RNA from Closterium sp. NIES-67, 1813 nucleotides. Lineage: Eukaryota; Viridiplantae; Streptophyta; Zygnematophyceae; Desmidiales; Closteriaceae. The record is from the annotation of a GenBank genome assembly.
GAGUCACCAUUCACUUCACCCCACCACCCUCGCACAUCCCUCUCGCCAGUCCGAUCCUGUCCCUCACCUCGCAUCUCUCACCCUCCGCGCUCUCCACAACUAUCGCCCUUAGCGUAUCGUCCGCCCUCCUUGUCACUGCCUUCCCCUCGGCGCGCUGUGCUCGCAACGCGUUCCGCGCAACACCCUUCAAGAUGCUAGCGAGAGCAGCUUCGCGGAUUGGGCGGAGCGCGAGGGGCAUCGCCGCAGGCGGAGCAGCCGCGCGCUGUGGAGGGAGUUUCGUCGGGCGCGCGCCACCAGAGGUCCCCGUCACAGGCGCAGCAGGCGCGCGGCAGCACGGGUUGGGGGUGAGUGCGGUGGCAGCGAGCGGCGGCAGUGCCGCGUGUUUCUCGUCAGCAGCGGUGGGCGGAGGAUCGGCGUUGCUGGACGAGACGGCCGUGCAGUUCAAGGAGAGCGUGCACAAGUUCGCCCAGGAGGUGAUAGCGCCGCAUGCUGCUGACAUUGACAGAGACAACUCCUUCCCCAAGCACGUGGAUCUGUGGCGGCUCAUGGGCGACUUCCAUGUGCACGGCAUCACUGUGCCGGAGCAGCAGGGCGGCAUGGGGCUGGGGUACCUGUACCACUGCCUGGCCAUGGAGGAGAUCAGCCGCGCAUCAGGCGCCGUGGGGCUGUCGUACGGCGCGCACUCCAACCUCUGCAUCAACCAGCUCGUGCGGCAUGGCACAGAGGAGCAGAAGGCCAAGUACUUGCCCAAGCUGGUGGCAGGCGAGCAUGUGGGCGCGCUGGCCAUGAGCGAGCCCAACUCGGGGUCGGACGUGGUGAGCAUGCGGUGCCGCGCGCAGCGGGGGCAGGGCGGGUUUGUGCUGAACGGCACCAAGAUGUGGUGCACCAACGGACCCGUCGCCAACACUCUUAUUGUGUACGCCAAGACGGACAUGAAGGCUGGGCCUAAGGGAAUCACUGCUUUUAUCAUCGAACAAGGCAUGCAGGGGUUCCGCACAGCACAGAAGUUGGACAAGCUGGGCAUGAGAGGCAGCGACACGUGCGAGCUGGUGUUUGAGGACUGCUUCGUGCCGCAUGAGAACGUGCUUGGGCAGGAGGGGCAAGGAGUGUACGUGAUGAUGUCGGGGCUGGACCUGGAGCGAGUGGUGCUGGCGGGGGGGCCCGUGGGGCUGAUGGCGGCGGCCAUGGACGUGGUGCUGCCGUACGUGCACCACAGGGAGCAGUUCGGGCAACCCAUUGGGGAGUUCCAACUCAUCCAGGGCAAGCUAGCAGACAUGUACUGUGCCGCGCAGGCCUCACGAUCGCUGGUGUACAGUGUUGCCAUGGCAUGUGACCGGGGUCAUGUGGAUCGUAAGGACUGUGCAGCAGCCAUACUCUUUGCAGCAGAGAACGCCACUCAGGUCGCCUUGCAGGCCAUCCAGUGUCUGGGCGGCAACGGGUACGUGAACGAGUACCCCACGGGGCGCCUGCUGCGCGACGCCAAGCUGUAUGAGAUCGGUGCCGGGACCAGUGAGAUCCGCCGCAUGCUCAUUGGCCGCCAGCUCUUCCGCGAGACCGCGUGAUGGCAGGGGCGCAAAGCAGCGAGGCAUGGCGAACAACCUUCAACGCAUGGUGCAGUUGGUUGUACAUUGCACGGCCGGAUGCUGCCGUGCCUCAUUUGAUUCCUUCUCCCUGAUUUCCUUGUUCUCUAUAUUGUAUAUAUCUUGAGACUCACGGUAUCACAGUUGCCAUUUGGUAGCUUUGGCUAGUGGAGUGGUGCUGGAUGGCACCCAAAGAUGUUGUCUCUGUAACUUAGUGUAUGUCAUUAUUGCCC